CACCUGAGAAACAUAGCUGAGCUGGAAAAACUCUACCUGAGCCAGAUCAAACCUGGUCAGAGAGAAAGACAGCUCAUUACUUGCUGAAGACAAAAUGGAGAAGAUACAGAGAGUGAACCGGUGGAGCUCAUCCAGGUUGGGAGCAAGGCAUCAGUGGGCCAUCUGAAGAAUGGAGUUUCUCAUCUGAAAUUAAAGGCUCGCCAGAAUUUUUUAGAGGACCAAAGGAAGUUGUCGCACUCUCAGCAGAACUCAUCUCACAGUGCAGCCAAUCAGGGGAUGGACAGCCUGAGACAGAAUUCCAAAGUAACCGUUCCCAAACCGUUUCACAUGAUGCUUCGUGAAGAGGAUCGCAAACGACGCAAUUUGAAAACCUGCUCUGAGAUGGAACUAGAAAACGAGAGACUGGAGAAUGAACUGGACGAGCUGAAAGAAUGUAGCAAGAAGCCGGCCCCCGCCUCCACGCAUUUGUUUUUCUAUGACAUAAUCAAUAAGCACCCAAAAAAGCUCCAGCUACAAAAAAUUCAAAUCAACCAAAUGGAUCACGGUCACCAUGGAAACCACCACAAACAAGGCUCCCAACACCAAACUCCUUCUCUUCCACAACAGCCAUUUAGCUUCAUUGAAAGAGAGCGAAAGAAAAGAGAGAAGAAACUAGUGGAUGAGCUAAACAACCUAACUCCCAAAGCAGAACGAAGGGUGUUUAAAGCCAGACCUGUGCCGAGGUCUCUAUAUAGGCCCAGCUCACCAACUUGCCAGAUAUACGAGGCAGUUAAUCUGAAUCACAGAGGCUCAGCACUGCCUCCUAGCAUUCUGGAGGACACACUGCAGGAGGGAGAGGAGGCCGAGAAUGAGUAUGAUGAUGAAUUUUCAAGGCCACAGAGCACAGAUAUAUCACGCUGCAGCAGCAAGCUCAGGAAAUGGAAGAACAAGGGUGCACUGCAGGUGGAGGAAGAGAUGGAGAGAAAGAGGAACAGAGAAAGAGACAGAGACUGGUCCUACAUUCAUCCCCUACGCAGGACCAGCCUCUGCCACAGCCAAGAACCCCUGAAUACCUGCAAGAGUGACUACAUCAGUGUUUAAAUACUGACACAGAUACAGUAAAC
Molecule: messenger RNA, 1103 nt
Organism: Sinocyclocheilus anshuiensis
Lineage: Eukaryota; Metazoa; Chordata; Actinopteri; Cypriniformes; Cyprinidae
Product: protein FAM161A
Exons: 3
Coding region: 277-1080 (267 amino acids)
Biological process (GO): cilium organization
Cellular component (GO): cilium
Source: RefSeq, a predicted model, not a curated record